Molecule: messenger RNA, 2022 nt
Organism: Penicillium crustosum
Lineage: Eukaryota; Fungi; Ascomycota; Eurotiomycetes; Eurotiales; Aspergillaceae
Gene: cspA
Product: putative cell surface protein
Exons: 2
Coding region: 1-2022 (673 amino acids)
Source: RefSeq, a predicted model, not a curated record
AUGGUCAACUCCGUUGCUCUUCUGGCUCUUGCCAGCCCGGCGUUUGCUGGCCUCAUGCAGGCUCGUGGCGAGGAGUUCAUCCGUCCUUCCGCUCAAGCCUCUGCUGCUGUUGCUGCCCCUGGCCAGGCUGAGGGCUGGGGUGAGAGCUGGUCCAAGCCGGCCGAGCACGUGUCGACUUCGACCCACGACUCUUGGAGCAAGACCACUGAGUCGUCCAUUGAGUCGUGGACCACCCCGUGCACCACCUCGACCACCACCACCCCGGUGCAUGAGCACACCACCACUACCCCGGUGCACAGCCAUACCACCACCACCUCGAAGCAUGAGCACACCACCACUCCCCCGGUGCACAGCCACACCACCACCUCGGUGCCGGAGUCCAGCUUCACUGUGGUGAACGGAACCACCGUCCCCUGCACCAGCCCUGUGCACCCUACCACCACCUCGGUGCCGGUUUCCAGCUUCACCGUGGUGAACGGAACCACCGUCCCCUGCACUACCCCUGUGCACCCUACCACCACCUCGGUGCCGGUUUCCAGCUUCACCGUGGUGAACGGAACCACCGUCCCCUGCACCACCCCCGUGCACCCUACCACCACCUCGGUGCCGGUUUCCAGCUUCACUGUGGUCAACGGAACCACCGUCCCCUGCACCACCCCUGUGCACCCUACCACCACCCCUGUGGCGAACGGAACCACCACCUAUGUGCACCCUACCACCACCCCUGUGGAGAACGGAACCACCACCUAUGUGCACCCUACCACCGAGCCCCACGUCCCUGUGAAGCCUGGUACCACCAAGACCCUCACUUACGUGACCACCACCUGCCCAGUCACCUCGUCUACCAUCACCUCUGGCUCUAAGACCUGGACUGUCCCCGUCACCGAAACAAGCACCAUCACCAUCUCUAAGACUACUGUCUGCACCCUGUGCGACGAGAAGCCUUUGACCUUCCACAACGCCACUCAGCCCGCCACCGGAGGCCCUACCGCAGGCCCUACCGCCCCCGUUCUGAAGCCCACUGGAGAGGUCGUGGUUCCUUCCAAGCCUGUUGAGACCAAGCCUGUUGAGACCAAGCCUGUUGAGACCAAGCCCGUUGAGACCAAGCCUGUUGAGACCAAGCCCGUUGAGACCAAGCCCGUUGAGACCAAGCCCGUUGAGACCAAGCCCGUUGAGACCAAGCCCGUUGAGACCAAGCCCGUUGAGACCAAGCCCGUUGAGACCAAGCCUGUUGAGACCUCGCCUGCUGAGACCAAGCCCGGUGUCCCCGCUCAGUCCACCCCCGCUGUCCCUGCUGAGUCCCAACCCGCCGUCUCCCACCCUGCCGUCCCUGCUGAGUCCCAGCCCGCCGUCUCCCACCCUGCUGUCCCUGCUGAGUCCCAGCCUGCCGUCUCCCACCCUGCUGUCCCUGCUCAGUCCCAGCCCGGUGUCCCCGCUCAGUCUGUCCCCGCUGUCCCUGCUCAGUCCCAGCCCGGUGUCCCUGCUCAGACCAACCCCGCUGUCCCUGCUCAGUCCCAGCCCGGUGUCCCCGCUCAGUCUGUCCCCGCUGUCCCUGCGCAGUCUCAGCCCGGUGUCCCCGCUCAGUCCAACCCCGCUGUCCCUGCUCAGUCCCAGCCCGGUGUUCCCGCUCAGUCCAACCCCGCUGUCCCUGCUCAGUCCCAGCCCGGUGUCCCCGCUCAGUCCCAGCCCGCUGUCCCUGCUCAGUCCCAGCCCGGUGUUCCCGCUCAGUCCAACCCCGCUGUCCCUGCUCAGUCCAACCCUGUUGUUCCUGCUCAGUCCCAGCCCGCUGUCUCCCAGCCCGCCGAGACCAAGCCCGCUGAGACCAAGCCUGCUGAGACCAAGCCCGCUGCCAACCCCUCCGGCACCUCUACCCCCUCCACCCCGGAGACCCCUGAGACGCCCUCUACCCCUGAGCAGCACGGCGCUACCCCCUCCUCUAAUGAGUUCACCGGUGCUGCCUCCAACGUUAAGCCCGUUGCUGGUCUCCUUGCCGGUGUUGUUGGUCUCAUGGCUCUCCUGUAA